This is a messenger RNA of Dunckerocampus dactyliophorus (ringed pipefish), 4475 nucleotides long. RefSeq names its product glypican 4 (gene gpc4). The transcript is spliced from 9 exons. NCBI's taxonomy places the organism in Eukaryota, Metazoa, Chordata, Actinopteri, Syngnathiformes, Syngnathidae. The coding region runs from base 519 to 2183 and encodes 554 amino acids. Gene Ontology annotation, cellular component: cell surface; plasma membrane; synapse. Gene Ontology annotation, biological process: regulation of signal transduction; regulation of protein localization to membrane; cell migration. The record is from RefSeq and is a predicted model, not a curated record.
CUCUCCUGGGUGUCUACCAGCGCCGUCAGCUCGCAUCUGGAUCCCAGUAGGACAAGCUUGCUGUCCAGUGUCCUGACCCAUAGAAACCACGGCCUCCUCGCUAGUGGACAGAAAGCUAGAAAAAUAUAAGAAUCAGCUUUUUGAGGUCUUCUCCUUGCUUGUGGUUCUUACUGCCGUCGUAACCAAGAGAGCUCACUCCUGGGAUUCUUGCAUGCAGUGCAAAAAAGUUUUUAAAACUCUUGCAAAGGUUUUGUUUGGUCGCGUCCUGGUGAUUUAAUUGAGUCUGGAACUCGAUAUUGUCUUAAACACCCGUGCUGUUAGAGGGAUUAAGUCAGAUGGUGUUUUUUUUUGGUAGUUUUUUUGUUUCUGUGAAUGAAGCGUCUGUUGUGCUGAAGGAAGCAACAAGUCUCCAUGAGGAAACUCGGCGUGGCUCACACUUAGCUACACACCUGGACACUUUUCUACGUUUUGUCCUCUUCUUUUUGCGUGUGUUUUUCCCCGUCUAAAGCUGAUACAAAAUGAAGACGCUGUUGUUGCUGUGUGUGCAUAGCACCCUGGUCGUGUUGUGUUUGUCCGCCACGGCGGAGCAAAAGUUGAGAAACUGCAACGAAGUUCGGGCUGCGUACAGCUCCAAGGGCUUCAACGUCAACGAUGUUCCCAACAAAGGAGUCAACGGAGCGUCCCUGAAAGUCUGUCCUCAGGGUUUCUCCUGCUGCACGGUGGAGAUGGAGGAGAAGCUGAGCCAGCAGAGUCACUAUGAGAUCAAAGCUCUUGUCUCCAAGCUUAGCACCAAACUACAGUCCACCUUCCGGCAGAGGCACGAGCAGUUUGACAAGUUUUUCCGAGAGCUUCUGAAGAACGCAGAGCUCUCACUGCACAACAUGUUUGUACGAACGUACGGCAUGAUGUACGUGCAGAACGCCGACCUGUUCAAGAACUUCUUUCAGGGCCUGACGCGGUACUACGCGUCCGGCAGCUCGGCCGUCAACCUGGAAUCCAUGCUGUCUGACUUUUGGGCCGACCUCCUGGAGAGGAUGUUCCGUUUGGUCAACGUGCAGUAUGAAUUCAGCGAUGCCUACAUGGAGUGCGUCAGCCGUCACACAGAGCAGCUGCAGCCCUUCGGCGACCUUCCCCGCAAGAUCCGCAUCCAGUUGACACGUGCAUUUGUUGCUGCCCGCACCUUUGUGCGUGGCCUCAACCUUAUGCCGGAGGUGGUGAAUAAAGUCUCAAUGGUCAGCGCGUCUCCCAGCUGUGUGCGAGCGGCCAUGAAGAUGUUGUACUGUCCCUACUGCUCGGGCCAAGUGGCCUUGAAACCCUGCCAGAAUUACUGUCUAAAUGUCUUGCGGGGCUGUUUGGCCAACCAGGCCGACUUGGACACAGAAUGGAACAACUUUCUUGAUGCCAUGCUUAGCCUGGCUGAGAGGCUUGAUGGUCCCUUUAAUUUCGAGUCCGUCGUGGAUCCCAUUGACGUGAAGAUUUCUGAUGCCAUCAUGACCAUGCAAGAGAACAGUAUGCAAGUUUCACAGAAAGUUUUCCAUGGCUGUGGCCAGCCUAAACCGAGCAUGGCAUUCCGCUCCAAACGUUCCGUCAAGGAAACGAGCUUUACUGGCCGUUUCCGCCCCUACGGUCCUGAUGCAAGACCCACCACCGCUGCUGGAACAAGCUUAGAUAGACUGAUGAGUGAUGUAAAGAAGAAGCUGAAACAUGUCAAAAAAUUCUGGUCCACGUUGCCAGACACUGUGUGCGUGGAUGAGAGAAUUGCACCUGGUGAUGAUUGCUGGAAUGGCACAGCAAAGAGCAGGUAUGAGUCAGUGGUGAUUGGAAACGGACUGGCCAAUCAGGUGUCCAACCCUGAUGUGGAUGUGGACAUUACAAAGCCCGAUAUUGUGAUACGGAGUCAGAUUGCAGUUCUGAAGGAAAUGACAAGUUGGAUCAAAGCCGCUUGCAGCGGCAAUGACAUCUCCAUCGAUAACGACGAGGAAGCCAGCGGAGGAGAGGAGAGCGGCAGUGGCUGCGAUUCUCCGUCCUGUGACACAGAUCAGGACAUCUACUUCUCCACUCCAACCAACCCGGUGGAUCCCCGAGUUAACCUGGUGCACACUGAAUCGGCUGGUGUGGCCUUGCAGGGAAGCAUGGCACUGGCGCUCUGCGGGCUGGCCCUGCUUUUUGCCCACUUGAGAUAAAAGGAUUUGUGCGGUGAGAAGAAGAGAAUGACUGGGAAUGAUGGAGAGAAACUGUCAGAAAGACUUUAAAAAGACUGCCGUCAGGACCUUAGACAGCCUGCUAUCGGGGAUGGGGGGUUGAGGAAGACUCUUCUUAAUAAUACAAUAACUUCACUUUUAAUUAUUUGCAUGUUUUAAGGUCAACAGUGUCCAGCAAUCGGAGUUUUUUUUCCCCCAAGAAAGCCAACUUUUACUCACAGUGGCUCAGUUUGAGCGACCCUAUGCUUCUUGCUGCAGCAAUAAGAAAAAGUAUGUAAUUGUCUUCUUUUGGUAAUUGAAUACUCAAGUGUGCUUUCUUCAACACGUGACACCUACGACGGGACAUAUCUUCCUCAUCACUGAUGUCCUCACAAAGAUGUUGAGCAGUUAUGAGGAGCGGUCAUUCAAAAGAGUCAUUUAGCAAACUGUGAAACUCUGCAUGAACCGACGUCCGCCAGUACGAAAUUUGGAAAAUGGAGGGCCGUCACUGUUUUUGAAACGGUACUCCAUUUUCUUUGGAAAGACCGGGCAUCUUCUCAUCAUCUAAACACAGAGAAAUCUUACAUAGUUUCUUGAGGAGAAACAGAAGAGCAAACCUGCACAGUCUUUGUCGGCUGUGAGCUUCUGCUUUUCUCCUUCGGCAGUUCAUACCUCAUGCAUUCUCUCAUCGUCAGUGCAAUCUAGUGAUACGGAGCUGGAAGUGUGUGAUAGAGAUGUGAUAUGUGGGACUUUUGCUCCCUGGUGAGCAGGGAUGGGGCCUGAGGAGGAGAGGCGACCCCCCCCUCCUGGUGUUACCUCCGAAGAAGAAGAAGAAGGCAAAGCUGGCAAGUCCCAAACGCCCCCUUUGUGUGUACUGUAAGCUCAGUUCAGGCCUGAAGAUAUGACUUUGUAUAAGAUGACAAAUUAGUUUCGCAGUCAACUAGACAAGAGAACCAAAAGAGUGCUUUGAUCAAAUUUUUAAGACAUGGUUGUAUUUUGUAUUUUGUUUUUUCAUAUGAAGAUACUACAUUGGUACUACAUUGGAUUUGAAAUGCAAGUUGUAGGUGGCUCCUUGGAUGCACACUUGUACCUCUUAAAUGGCCUUUUUCAAUAUAAUUGGACAUGAACCUACCUAGAUGUAUCCGCACAGUCUCACCAUUUCAACUCGUGGUUGUGCUACCAGAAUGAAUACCAUGUAUUUUGACUGAUUCCUUUUUGUUUGAGUUGUUGGGGUUUUUUUUCAAUCUUGGUACAGAAUUGGCAACAUCUUAAGGUGAAACGAAUGUAGAUUUUAUUGAAUUACGUUAUGUGCUGACAUUUGUUACCAGCUAAAAAGCACAACACAAGACUCUUUUUGGUGAUUUCAUCUCUAACGUUGUAGCCUUUGUACAGUAACUUAUGUCUUUCUAUGUUGUCAUUCUUUAAAACCGGCUAAAGACUAUCUAUAACUUACAGUAUUCAUCGCCACUUCAAGGUCACAAAGUAUUUGAUUUUGUUAUAUCCGGGGGGGGGGUUAAAUAUGCAUUUUCAAGGUUUUUACUUUGUAUUUUUUAAUUUGCGUGCUUUCACCUUGGCUGGCAGAAAAUACUGUAAACCACUUCUUUUUUUUUUGCCACCAUUUUGUUCGGCUCUGCAUUUGACAUGUUGAUUGUAAGCUCAGAACAAAAUCUCUCCAAAAUAAGUGAGCGGUCCAGUCAUGAAUCAGUGAAAACAUCAUGUUAAAUAUGUCACUUUGAAGGAACCCCUAUGCAAACUGCCUUGAUUUCAGAUAAAGACGCUUGAUUUGGCAUUUCUUCAUCAACAACAAUGUUUGUGUGUGUCACCUUGACAUGUGGAAGAGUGGCGUUGAGUUAAGAACCCUCCCCUCCCAAAACAACUUUCAUGGUCAACCUUUUUGGGGAAAUAAUGGCGAAUGUCUGUGCUUGCGGGCUACAGCAGCAUUUUCCGACAAGCGGGAGUCGGUCCCGCUGCAAAUGUGGUGUGUUUGAACCCCACGUCCAGUCGGACAGUCGGUUCAAAGCUUUCCAUCAAACAGAAUGGACUCAUUCUCUGACGAGAGAGUGCCGGAACGACUGAAAAGAAGACGAGAAGUGUAAAUAAAGAGCAGGCGUUUUAGAUGUCUCUAAAAGAGGCCGUAACUGUACACCAGAUUUUUACUUGUCAGAGUAUCUCCAAAAUGUUAUGGAAAAACAAGAUGAGAUAGAUGUUAAAUUGUAAGAGAAAAUGUAUAUUAAACAUUUCUUAGUCUUGUUAAAAUAAAGACUGCCAAUAUUUAACUGUUUGUGAAUGUCUUGA